GGGAGGGCGCGGGGGCGGGGUCGCACAGUACCCGGAUUGAGGCAACAUGGCGAUCUCCUGGAAUAAAAAUUGAUGUGCCUAGAAGUAGAUUUGAAAGGUGGUUGUUCUUCAGAACAUCUUUCAUCAUAUCGUCUGAUCAUCUUAAAACACCAUGGCAUCGAUAGCAUUCAAAUGGGUGAUAUCAAAGAGAAUUCUCUGGAAGCAUUUAUUUCCAGUUCAAAACAGUGCUUUAUCUGGUGUUUGUCAUAAAUCCACAUUUUCUUCUCUUCCAGAUGACUAUAAUUGCAAAGUAGAGCUUGCUUUGACAUCUGAUGGCAGGACAAUAGUAUGCUACCAUCCUUCUGUGGAUAUCCCAUAUGAACAUACACAACCUAUUCCUCAACCAGAUCCUUUGCACAGUAAUGAAGAAACACAUGAUCAAGUGCUAAAAACCAGAUUAGAAGAAAAAGAUGAACACCUUGAGGAAGGACCCAUGAUAGAAAAACUUAGCAAAAUGUUCUUUACUACUAAGCAUCGUUGGUAUCCUCAUGGACAUUUUCAGUGGACACAACAUCUUUGUUUGUAUGUGGUGCUGAGGAUCGAACCCGGGCCGCACACAUGCCAGGCGAGCGUGCUGCCGCUUGAGCCACAUCCCCAGCCCUCACAUUCUUGAUAUGAUUAAUUUUGUUGAUCUUUUCCAAGAAUCAUCUUUUUGGUUUUAUCAAGUCUACUGUUUUUCUAUUUUCUAUUUUAUUGUUUUUUUGCUCUUUGUUAUAUCCUUUUUAAACUUUCUUUUGGUUUAAGUAAGUUGUGAUCAAAAUAUCUGGAAAUAAAUUUGUUCAUGCUGGUUAUUAUGCUCUAGGUAUUUUCUGCAACUUACUUUUUCAUGUUAGCAUGCAGAGGCGUAUUUUAUUCUUUUCAACUUAGUUCUUUUAUACAUUUUCAAAAAAUCAUUAUCACCCAGCACUGCAAAAAAAAAAAAAAAAUCAAUAUCAGAAAAAUCAGGAAGUUUUCUAUAUGAAACUUUAAGAUAAACAAAACAUGCUUAGGUAUUGUGAUCACAAACAAAACUAAAGAGCAUGAGAUACAUAUCUUAUCAUUUGUGGAAUAAAAAUUUUUAAAUGGAAUUUCCACAUUAGCAAAAAAGCAAAGAAAAUUAACUCCUGACCACCUUGCCAAAAAUCUUACUAUACGGGAAGUUUUGAAGAGAACUAAUCAAUCACAUUUGUACUCUGUAUUUUCUUUUUUAAAAUUUACUUUGUUAUAGAUGGACACAAUACCUUUGUUUUAUUCAUUGAUUUUUAUGUGGUGCUGAGAACUGAACCUAGUGCCUCACACAUGCUAAUAGGCAAGUACUCUACCACUGAGCCACAACCCUAGCCUGUACUCUGUAUUUUCUUAACUCAGUAAAGAAAAUAAAGAAAUAUGAAGAAACAAAAAGAAAAAUUCUCCACAGUGAAAUCACUCAAAAAUAAUCACUGUUAACAGUGCAUUUUUUUUUUUCUCUAGAUCUAUUCAUAAGCUUGGUUAGUUGCUUAUUUUUACAUGGUUGUAAUCAUAUGUGAAUUUGCAUCAUAUAUCCCUGUCUUAAUAUUUUAAUUAUUUUUCUGUAUUACUUUAGGAUAGAUUUCCAGAAUAGUGGGUUGAGCCUCCUUAAUCCGAAAUCCAAAAUGCUCCAAAGUCUGAAACUUUUCAAGCACUAAUGUGGAAAAUUUCACAUCAUAUGUUAAGGAUUGUAGUAAAAAUGCAGGCACAUUAACAAUAUUAUACAAAAUUAUCUUCAGGAUAUAUGUGUAAGCUGUAUAAGAAACCAACAAAUUUUUUUGUUUAGACUUGGGUCCUAUCCCCAAGAUAUUACGUAUAUGCAGCUAUUCUAAAAUCAAACUAUUACAAAAAAGAAAAAUUCCAAAAUUUGAAAUAUUUCUGUUCUCACGUAUUUGAGAUAAGAGAUGUUCAACCUGUACUAAAUGAAGGUUGUGAAUAUUACCAUUCUGCUUUUCAAAAGUAUUGCACCAAUUAAUACUUGAAUCAGCCAAGGCUGAUUUCACCACACUCAUGCUUGGAUUAGACAUUAUAAUUUUUAACAUAUUUGUGAUCAGAAACAAAAGUAAACUGUUCCUGAUGAUAUUAAAAUAUAAUUUUGUAGAUCAAGUGGCUUCUGUUCAGUUUUUAAAAUAAAACUGUAAUAGAACAUG
Messenger RNA from Marmota monax (woodchuck), 2174 nucleotides. It is a transcript of the gene Mrpl42, whose product is annotated as mitochondrial ribosomal protein L42. Bases 152 to 652 code for a protein of 166 amino acids. The transcript has 6 exons. Lineage: Eukaryota; Metazoa; Chordata; Mammalia; Rodentia; Sciuridae. Gene Ontology annotation, cellular component: mitochondrial large ribosomal subunit. The record is from RefSeq and is a predicted model, not a curated record.